CACCACCGCCCCUCCGACACACCUCCUCCAGCCUCUCUUUCCUUGCGACAAUGGGCGUCGUCGCGAGCUGCUGCGAGUCGUGCUUCCACUCCCGGAGGUCUCAGUCGUAUGAACCUCUCCUGCUUGAGAACGAGCGGGAGGCGGUCGCGGAUCUUCUCCAAUAUCUUGAGAACCGAACGACUACCAACUUCUUUUCCGGCUCACCCCUCUCCGCGCUCACCACUCUUUCGUUCUCUGACAACGUCGAUCUACAACGAAGUGCUGCUCUUGCAUUUGCGGAGAUCACGGAAAAGGAGGUUCGCCCUGUCGGCCGGGAUACCCUUGAUCCCAUUCUCUUCCUCCUGGGCAGUCAUGACACCGAAGUUCAACGGGCGGCGAGCGCAGCACUAGGCAACCUGGCCGUAAACACUGAUAACAAGUUGCUUAUCGUCAAGUUGGGCGGCUUGGAACCCCUCAUCCGACAAAUGCUGAGUCCCAACGUCGAGGUGCAAUGUAACGCCGUUGGUUGUGUGACCAACCUUGCGACACACGACGAUAACAAGACGAAGAUCGCGAAGUCGGGUGCCCUCGUUCCUCUUACUCGUCUCGCCCGGUCGAAGGACAUGCGUGUGCAGCGAAACGCGACAGGCGCGCUGCUCAACAUGACGCACUCUGACGAGAAUCGCCAGCAACUCGUGAACGCAGGGGCGAUACCGGUGCUUGUCAGCCUGCUCAACUCUCCUGAUACGGACGUACAGUACUAUUGCACGACGGCGUUGAGCAACAUUGCGGUCGAUGCCGUCAACCGCAAGAAGCUCGCCCAGAGUGAGCCCAAGCUGGUAGCAAGCUUGGUACAGUUGAUGGAUAGCCCAAGUUUGAAGGUACAGUGCCAGGCUGCACUCGCCUUGCGAAAUCUCGCGAGCGACGAAAAGUACCAAUUGGAGAUCGUGAAGGCGGAUGGCCUACAGCACCUCCUCCGGUUGCUGCAGUCAACGUACCUUCCGCUUAUCCUUUCGUCUGCUGCAUGCGUGCGAAAUGUCUCCAUACACCCGCAGAACGAGUCACCGAUCAUCGAGUCUGGCUUCUUGCAACCGCUGAUCAACCUCCUCUCGUUCAAGGACAACGAAGAGGUCCAGUGCCAUGCGAUCUCGACGUUGCGUAAUCUAGCAGCCAGCUCGGAGAAGAACAAACAGGCGAUCGUCAAGGCGGGCGCGGUUCAGAGCAUCAAAGAGCUGGUUCUCGAGGUGCCCAUGAACGUACAGAGCGAGAUGACUGCAUGCAUCGCUGUCCUUGCUUUGAGCGACGAACUCAAGGGCCAGCUCCUCGAGAUGGGCAUUUGCGAGGUGCUCAUCCCUCUGACGAACUCGCCUAGCUCUGAGGUGCAAGGGAACAGUGCGGCGGCUCUUGGUAAUUUGUCUUCAAAGGAUGGACGGACUACCACAGAUGACUACUCGGCAUUCAACGACGUGUGGGAGAAGCCUGAUGGUGGUAUGCACCGCUACCUGUACCGCUUCUUGACUAGCCCGGAUGCCACUUUCCAACACAUCGCUGUGUGGACUAUCGUGCAGCUACUGGAGUCUGGUGACCCACAGCUCGUUAGUAACAUCCGGACCUCGAACCUCCUCAUCCCCAACAUCCGGCAGCUCGCUGAGACGCGGACGUCGACACCGACCUCGUCCAUCGGUGGCACCCCCCACUCUCACCACUCCGCUAGCCACUCUUACCAGGAUACGGAGACGGGCGAGGGACAGGGCGAGAUCCAAGUCCUUGCUCGCCGGAUUCUGGACAUCACGGAGGCAGACAGCGACGGCGCGAUGACACCCAGUGCUGCAGCGUCCCAAAUGCAGGCGGCGUCGCUGCGUGAGCACGAGGGCAGUGUCGGGCGUGAACAUGAGGAGCUUAGGAAGAGCGUGCGGGAGGCGUUCUCCGGUUCCUCGACUGGUCACUGAGGUCCACUCGCCCCCCCGCGACCAGGGCGACGUACGUCCUGAGCGCUGGUGAUACAUGUGGAUGGUGAGAUGUCUGACGGAGGACGGUGUGUUGAGGCGCGCGGUGGGGCUGGUAGAGUUUUGUGUGCACUCCUGUGCGGACACUGGCGGGGAGACACAUUGUCCCCUGCAUUUCUAGAGUCUCCCCUAUUUCGUAUUAUGCAUUUGGUACCUACGCUGCGCACUCGACGCUCGUCUCUUCUCUCUUCUCUCGUUUUUGUUACUUCCGGAGGCUGCAUAGGGAGUUGUUGCAUUCGUCCAUCGGAUUCUUGUUCCAUAGUAGUUCUGGUAGGGUUCGGUAUGUUCCCGACGACGGUCUCGUAUCGAUUGCUUCAUGACGUAAUGUAAUGACUCUACUGCUCGUAUGUUGAUCUGCAAUGCCAUUCUCAAAGCUCGA
Molecule: messenger RNA, 2364 nt
Organism: Rhodofomes roseus
Lineage: Eukaryota; Fungi; Basidiomycota; Agaricomycetes; Polyporales; Fomitopsidaceae
Product: vacuolar protein 8
Exons: 11
Coding region: 51-1928 (625 amino acids)
Biological process (GO): nucleus-vacuole junction assembly; vacuole inheritance
Cellular component (GO): fungal-type vacuole membrane
Molecular function (GO): protein-membrane adaptor activity; protein binding
Source: RefSeq, a predicted model, not a curated record